This is a messenger RNA of Dromiciops gliroides (monito del monte), 2805 nucleotides long. It is a transcript of the gene POMGNT1, whose product is annotated as protein O-linked mannose N-acetylglucosaminyltransferase 1 (beta 1,2-). NCBI's taxonomy places the organism in Eukaryota, Metazoa, Chordata, Mammalia, Microbiotheria, Microbiotheriidae. The coding region runs from base 201 to 2189 and encodes 662 amino acids. The record is from RefSeq and is a predicted model, not a curated record. The transcript is spliced from 22 exons. Gene Ontology annotation, molecular function: beta-1,3-galactosyl-O-glycosyl-glycoprotein beta-1,3-N-acetylglucosaminyltransferase activity. Gene Ontology annotation, cellular component: Golgi membrane. Gene Ontology annotation, biological process: protein O-linked glycosylation via N-acetylgalactosamine.
AGGGGCCGGGAGGCAGCAUGGAGGAGGCAGCCCGGAGCGGGCCCACCCGCUGCUGCUUGUGCCGCCGUCGCUGCCGCUGCUGCCGGCCCUGAGCCUGCCGGGGCUGCGCUGGGCAGGUGCCGCGGCGCCCCCUGACGGCCGUGCAAUGACGGGAGCCCCCGGGAGGCCCCAGUGAGGAGCCGGGCCCGGCGGCUCCGGGCAUGGACGAGUGGAAGGCCGGCCCCUCGGGGAAGCCCUUCGGGGCCAGGAAGAAGCGGGGCUGGUACCUGGCCUGGAAGUACCGGCUGACGAACCAGCGCCUUGUGCGGCGCCUCUGCCAGACAGGGGCCGUGCUGUUUUUGCUGGUGACCGUCCUUGUCAACAUCAAGCUGAUCCUGGACACACGCCGAGGGGCCGGCGAGGAUGGCGAGGACCUGGAGUCAGAGCAGGACUACGAAGAGACUCUGCAGCACCAGGAGCCGCCAAGGCGGGGCGCCCCUGGCCCCCACAGGGUGGUGGAUGUUGAGGUCUACUCCAGCAGGAGCAAAGUAUAUGUGGCUGUGGAUGGCACUACGGUCCUGGAGGAUGAGGCUCGGGAGCAGGGACGAGGCAUCCACGUUAUUGUUCUCAACCAGGCCACGGGCCACGUGAUGGCGAAGCGGGUGUUUGACACAUAUUCCCCCCACGAAGAUGAGGCCAUGGUUCUCUUCCUCAAUAUGGUGGCACCUGGCCGGGUCAUCAUCUGCACUGUCAAGGAUGAGGGCUCGUUCCACCUCAAGGAUACAGCCAAGGCCCUCCUGCGGAGUCUGGGCAGCCAGGCGGGGCCAGUGCUGGGCUGGCGGGACACCUGGGCCUUCGUCGGCCGGAAAGGAGGUGCCGUCCUUGGAGAGAAACACUCCAAAUCACCUACUUUGUCCUCCUGGGGAGAGCCCAUCCUGCUGAAGACGGAUGUCCCGCUGAGCUCAGCUGAAGAGGCAGAAUGUCACUGGGCAGACACUGAGCUGAACCGUCGUCGGAAACGCUUCUGCAGCAAAGUGGAGGGUUAUGGGAGUGUGUGCAGCUGUGGGGAUCCCACACCCAUUGAGUUCAACCCUGACCCGCUUCCCAACAACAAGGUUGCUGAUGUGCCUGUGGCAGUCAUUGCAGGGAAUCGACCUAACUACCUGUACAGGAUGCUGCGAUCUCUCCUCUCUGCUCAGGGUGUGAACCCCCACAUGAUAACGGUCUUCAUCGACGGCUACUAUGAGGAGCCCAUGGAUGUGGUCGCCCUGUUUGGUUUAAAGGGGAUCCAACACACGCCCAUCAGCAUCAAGAAUGCCCGAGUGACCCAGCACUAUAAGGCCAGCCUUACCGCCACCUUCAACCUCUACCCUGAGGCAAAGUUUGCUGUGGUCCUUGAAGAAGACUUAGACAUUGCUGUAGAUUUCUUCAGCUUCCUCAGUCAGUCCAUCCACCUGCUGGAGGAAGACGAGUCCGUCUACUGUAUCUCUGCCUGGAAUGAUCAGGGGUAUGAACACACAGCUGAAGACCCGGCGCUGCUCUAUCGAGUGGAGACCAUGCCUGGCCUGGGCUGGGUGCUCAGGAAAUCCUUGUACAAAGAGGAGCUGGAGCCACGCUGGCCCACGCCGGAGAAGCUCUGGGACUGGGACAUGUGGAUGCGGAUGCCUGAGCAGCGCCGAGGCCGCGAGUGCAUCAUCCCCGACGUUUCCCGUUCUUACCACUUUGGCAUUGUGGGCCUCAACAUGAAUGGCUAUUUCCACGAGGCCUACUUUAAGAAGCACAAAUUCAAUACCGUCCCCAGCGUCCAGCUCCGGAAUGUAGACAGCCUGAAGAAGGAUGCUUAUGAGGUAGAGGUCCUUCGACUACUCAGUGAGGCCGAGGUCCUGGACCACAGCAAGGAUCCAUGUGAGGAAUCCUUUGUGCCAGACACUGAGGGCCGCACAUACGUGACCUUCAUCCGAAUGGAGCAGGACAAUGACUUCACCACAUGGACCCAGCUUGCCAAGUGCCUGCACAUCUGGGACCUAGAUGUCCGAGGCAACCACCGGGGCCUAUGGAGACUCUUCCGGAAGAAGAAUCACUUCCUGGUGGUCGGCGUCCCAGCCUCCCCAUACUCGGUGAAGAAGCCACUGUCGGUGACCCCUAUCUUCCUGGAGCCACCAGCAAAGGAGGAGGGUGCAGGGCCCGGAGGAGCCAUGGAGCAGACGUGAGGGGCCGCCUGCCAGGCUGGGCCUGGGGAAGCCCAGUGUCCACCCUCCUGAGAGCCUCUCCUGACGGCUGGAACCUCAUCUGCUUUUAACCCAAGACUGUUUACUAACUCCCCAGGGAGGGGGAAAGGGAGGAGGCCCCCCCCCCAGCCGGGGGCAGGGUGUGCGGCUGUUAUUUAUUUACUUUCUGGGACUUCUCCAAGGAAGAUACUCUGGGGGGCUAAGAUGACAUGGGGCUGAGGAGGUUUCCUUGCACAGCUGAGACCUGAGCUAGGCCCCAUGGGAGGCGUGUGGGGUGCAGAGGCUAACUUAUUUAUUGAAUGUCCCAGGAUAUGCCCUCCUUUCUUCUUCCCCUUCCCCAGGUGAGACUGUUGGGGAAACUGAGGCAGUAGUGGGUGCUUCCUGCCUACAGUAAGGGGAAAGGGGGGGUGUUCUGCUCAUCCCUGUGAGAGUCGUGUCCAGGGGGGUUGCUGCCCUCUGCUGAGGGUGGAGAGGUCCUCAGCUCUUGGCUCUUACUCAGGAACUGACCUCCCUGGAUGGACACAGAUAGCCUGAGGCAGCACUGUGCAAGCCUGGUGUCCAGUCAGAUAAACUGACCAUUGAUUGAUUAAAAAAGGAG